AUGGGAGGAGAAUCAAGUUCGAAGAUGGUUAAGAAGAAGAGAUCGAAGAAGGAUCCUCUCAAAGACGAUCCCAAUCGACCACGGCUGAGGAGUGAAGCAGAAGAAGACGAGGGGUCGCCGGCUUUCAUGACCCAGGGUCUUGAACUAAGCGGCGAGGAGAUGCCUAUGCCUUAUCUCCGUGUUAAUGAAGCGACUGAUCUCAUAGGUCAGCUUGCAGAAGAUUAUCGGAGCCCGUCGGCAUCACCGGUUCGCGACGUGGAAUCCGAGGAGAAAGAAGUCGAGUUUUCUGAUUCUGCAUGGGAUCUGGGAGAAGAGGAAGAUGAUGAGGAGCCAUCGAUUCGAAACUCGAAGGCACGAAAGGUGAAGGAGGAGAUGCAAAAAGAGUUGGGAAAACAGAUCAAGGAGCAAGAGAGCUCUGAAACUGAUGAUUCAGAAUCUGCUGCUGGAACAGGAUCUGUGACUGGUAACGUAUCCUUUGAUUCUGACAAAUUCUGCUCAGCUGGAGCCUACCAAAGGUACAUUGUAUUCAAGAAUCGAGGUAUUAUUGGUGAAAAAUUGGUAGAUUUAGAGAAACAGAAGGAAUUUGAGUAUUCGUCUGUGAUUGCCGAAGCCGGAUUUACUCCCACAGUGUCGAUUAAGUCAGGUUAUGAUAGGGAGGUUAUCAACGAAUUUUAUGCGAAUCUGGGAGACACUGUGAUCAAUGAUGGGGGAGUUAUGGUUCUGGUCCGAGGUCGCAUCAUUAACUUCAGUCCUGUCAAGAUCAACACCUUUCUGAAGAUGUCUGAAUUGAGUGCCAAGGAUUUUAGAACUGCUGCAGCAUCUGACAAAACGGAUCCAGAUUAUGUUGCUGCAUUUCUGAAAGAAGAUGGAUCUCAUGAAGGUAUGGUUCAGGUCAUCAGCAAGCGUCCCAAGAAGGUUCCAGCACUGUCUACGGUCCAUCUCUCUUCUAAGUUUGCUGCAUUGGCCAUUCUGGCUGGACACAACUGGUACCCAACAACGCACCGUACACACAUUGCUCAAUACAGAUCUAUGCUUCUGUACAAGUUGGCUCAGAAGGUGCGAGUAGACUUUGGAGAGAUGGUGUUUCAGCAAGUCAUGGCCAUCAGUCAAAUUGAAAGAGAGGACAACAAGCAAGCCGAUUCAAGAAAGCUGGUGUUUCCUCAUCUGAUCUAUGGGAUGAUUCAGGAACAGUGUGGAGGUUUUGUCAGCGUGGAUGAGGUGUUAGUACUGCCUACUCACUAUCAGAUGGAUGGUAGAACUGAGAAGAAGGACACAGGAGCAUCCAAAUGGGCAACCAGGACGUCACUGCGUACCAGGACCAAGACUGUUGCACCAGUCAAAGAUGAACCCACAACCAAGAAGAGAGCCCAGUCGCCUUCAAGUCAACCUGUACUGAAGAAGAAGACCAAGAGGGAGCCAGAACAGUCCAAGCCAUCUAGCGCAGCUCAGUUCGAUGACUCAGGCUUAGCAAUUGAUGUUUCACUUGGCCACAUCAGUGUGCCUCUGGGUCGCUCAAAUCAGAAGGUUGUCAACAAAGCUCUGUAUCAGAUUACUUCUGUGCUGCAUCAGCUGGCUGGGAUAGUUCGGGAUGUGCGUCAGGCUAAUCAAGGGGGAGAAGUAAGUGAUGACGAGAGUGGCUAA
This is a messenger RNA of Arabis nemorensis, 1641 nucleotides long. The record is from the annotation of a GenBank genome assembly. NCBI's taxonomy places the organism in Eukaryota, Viridiplantae, Streptophyta, Magnoliopsida, Brassicales, Brassicaceae.